CGAACACUCCGCACCCGAACGAGCGUCGAAUGGUCAGAGCAAAAUCCGAUAUUUUCAGAAAAGUCAAAAAUGCCCGAUAUUUUGAAGGUGUUGUGAUUGUGUGUUUGCUUUGACUCCCAUCGAAUUGUCUGAACAUUAGUAUUACUAGAAUAUUGUCUUUCGCGUUUGUGAGUUCAAAUUAUCGUUGAGGACCGGAGCUCUCUCAGAGUCUAAUUGUGUCGGAAAUCAUGACAGCUCACUGUUUUGAUCGGGCCAAUUCUUUGCAGAUCGCUGGUGAUCAUAUCCUGAUAUACGAAGCUUACUACAAACAGCUUGAUCCGAAAGAAACCAAUGAAAUCGGAGCGCUCGAUGCGGCCAAAUUUCUUAAAAAAUCCGGACUAAGCGAUGUCGUCCUCAGCCGUAUAUGGGACCAAUCGGAUCCCAGCGGUCGGGGCUUUCUCACUAAAGAGGGCUUCUUCGUGGCACUGAAGCUGAUCGGGCUGGCACAGGAGGGAUCAGAAUUCAACAUCAAGAACAUCUACAAUGAAUUGCCGAAGCCACCCAAAGUGGGUGAUCUGCCAAAGGUUCCCGCUCAAGUCAAACUGGUACCCACGGAGAACACGGAUUGGUCGAUGAAGCCGGAAAAGCGGCAACAGUAUGAACAGCUGUUCGAAUCACUCGGACCGAUGAAUGGCCUCUUGCCGGGAGCAAAGGUCCGCAAUACGUUGAUGAAUUCGAAACUGCCGGUCGACACACUAGGCCGAAUCUGGGACCUAGCCGACCAGGAUCGCGAUGGAAGCCUUGACAAGCACGAAUUUUGCGUAGCAAUGCAUUUGGUCUACGAAGCACUAGACAAACGAGCCAUUCCAGCAACUUUACCGCCACAGCUUCAGCGAAACGCUCAGAACACCACCAGCAACACCAACGGAAGUUUUGAUGCCUUCGGCAGCGGAGGUGACGGAGGUUUUGUAGCGAACUUUCCCACUGACAUUGCACCACCGCCAGUCGUUCCACCUCUUCCAGCGGUUAACCGAGCCGUUGCGCCGCCGAUCGUUCCACCGGCACCACUUGUUCCACUCAUUCCAACCGGCGCCGUGGAUCCGAUGGCAACUGCCGGAAAUACUUGGGUAGUCGGCACACUGGAACGCUGCCGGUACGAAGAAAUUUUCAACAAAAGCGACAUGGAUCGGGACGGGCUCGUUUCUGGGCACGAAAUCAAAGAGGUGUUCAUCCAGUCCGGUCUCGGUCAGAACGUACUGGCACACAUUUGGGCACUAUGCGAUACCAAUCAGAUCGGUAAGCUCCGACUAGAGGAGUUCUGCCUGGCGAUGUGGCUCGUGGAACGAGCUAAAAAAGGAAUUGAUCCGCCGCAGGCGCUGGCCCCGAAUAUGGUGCCACCCAGCCUAAGGAAGAACUCGCUCAUCGCCGCACCGGAACCCAAACCGACUUACAACAACCCGGAGCUGGAGAUGAUUUCCAAAGAAAUCGAAGAACUAGCCAAAGAGAGGCGCUUGUUAGAACAGGAAGUUGCCCAGAAAGAAGCUGACGUUCGAAUAAAAAAUGGUGAAAUGCGAAGCUUACAGAGCGAACUGGACACCUUGACGGCGACACUAAAGCAAUUGGAAAAUCAGAAGGGUGAAGCACAGAAACGGCUCGACGAUCUCAAGAACCAGAAAGUUGAGGUAGAUACCGCCAUUGCUAGUGCCCGGGAGCAGGUGAACAAAAUUCGUGAGCAAUGUCAGAAGCAGGAGGCUACACUCAAAGAACAGGAAGGUGAACUGGAUUCGCGACGUUCGGAACUGCAAAAGCUAAAAGACGAAGAGCAUGCCCUCGAAAAGGAAUACAAUGCCGGUACCAAAGACGUCGACAGGCUGACUUCGCAGCUGCAAGACACGCAGCUCGAAAUCAGUCAGGUCAAGGCGAUGGUUACUCAAAUCCAAGAGUACCAACGGCAGAUGACCGAUGCUUUGGCUAUGUUCCGAAACGCGAUCGACACCAACGAUCCGGUGCUGGUGUCGGAUUACUCUUUGAAAAUUGAACCCGAAUUUAGAGAGGCCAAGCAGGCCCUCGAGGAGAAGGAAGUGGAGAACGCCAACAAACGGGAUCCCUUCGGGGAUAACAAGGCAAACGGUUUCGGUGCUUCCGAAGGGGAGACAGGUUUCGGCGAUGAUUUUAAAACGAACGGUUUUGCCACGCAAUUCGACUCCAGUAAUGGAUUCCAGAGCGGUGGAUUCGAGGACGGUUUUAGUAGCGCGUUCGAUAACAAGCCCAGUGAUCCGUUUGCCUCUUCGACGGGAGGUGUUGCGGCGGACCCAUUUGCCGAAAGCAAAGGAACCAUACCAGAUGCUUCCAAGGACGAGUUUGGAUGUGAUCCGUUUGCCGUACUACACGCGCCAACCACCGCUAGUCAGAUUGUCUCCCCUAGCCCCAGUAAGUCGGUAGCACCUCCCCGGCCGGAAUCCCCUAGUCCUGCUUUGCCUCCGAAGAAGGCGAAACAGCCUCCACCGAGGCCCGCCCCACCAAGGCCGCUACAGGGUCCCACGCCGACGAAACCAGCGCCCCCAGCGUCGAUGAUGUCAUCGGACGCGUUCGGUGAUAGCAGCAGUGGCGGUGGUUUUGCCAACUUCGCUGACUUCGACAAUAAGAACCUCAAACCUGCGGCCCCUUCCCCCUCUACGGUACUGCCGUCCUCUGACACUUCCGCGUCCAUGUUUGGCUCAACGUCAGUGCUAUCCCCUUCCCCAAUAGGGGGAAGAGGUGCUUCGGUGUCACCGAUUCCCAGUCGCGUUACUGGAACAACAACGCUGCCAAUCCUACUGGGCGCAAACACUCCAACCUCCAGGGUAUUAUCGGUGUCACCUGCAACGGUCGCCCCAGCAGCUCUGGCUGUUACGGCCAGUAAAACUGCCACUAUUUCGACGACACCGACGGUGACGGCGGUUGAUUUCACCGAUGAUCCGUUUAAGGAUUAUCGCUAUGAGGAUCCAUUUAAUAUCCAGGACCCAUUUGCCGAUGACGACGAGGGAACCAGCUCCGAAGAUCCUUUCUCCUCUGAUUCAAAUACAUUGAACAACAAUGGCAGUCUCAAACGGACUCAGGAUUCUAAGCAGAGCACGUCGACCGUCAGCAAUUUCGAUGAUCUCUUUGGGGAUGUUCAGAACAACAAUUUUGGUUCAUUUGGAGGUCUCACGACAUCCACCAGCAGUAACAAACAAUCCGCAGUCUCCGACCCAUUCGACGCGUUCAAUGAUAAUUUUAGCAAGAAUUCUACAACACACAAAGUGGACACCAAGCAGGAUCUUCUGUUUCGGGCAUUUGGAGCAACUGAAGCCCAAAAUAGUAAGGAGGACGCAUUUUUCGGAGCUGCGGCAAAGGCCAGCCCAUUUGAGGAUGAAUUCGCUCGGAUGGAUGAUGGUUUCGCUAAAAUGGAUAUUUCAAACAAUAAUAGCGGAAAUAGCAAGUUUGGCGCAAAUGGCGCGUCGACGACCAACGAUUUUGCUAAUUUUGAUGUGUUCAGCAACAUCACCCAGAACUUCAAGAAUAAUAGUAAUUCUGAUAGCUGGAAUCGCAGAGCCACUAAGAAGGUGAGCGUGUUUGAAGAUGACUUUCCGUCGCCGAAGAAGAGUUUGCCGACCAAGUUUUCCGAAGACUACUCUCGAGACGAUGACUUUGGCGCAGAUUUGGAAACGGUGUUGCAGCGGUCGAAAAUCGAAAAAUGAGGUAACCAUGUGGAUUGUUGAAUUUGUUGAGUUUUCAUAAGAUUUGUUAUUUCCAAUUUUUCACACAUGUGCCUAGGCAUUCAAAGAGUAUCUAUGUGCGCAGAUCCAAGAGCAAAACAUAGACUAUAACUGAAUUUUACUACUUAACCUUUUUCUCACAGAAUCUUGUGUCAUUCCUUUCGUUUAUUGAUAACGUGUAAAUUCACGUAACGAUCUAUUCUCUAAAUGUUGUGAAACGCUGAGAUUUCGCUUAAUGCUCUGUACUAAGUACCUACCAAAUCGAACCUCUUUCACCGAAUAAACUGUUUUUGUUACGAUCGCCUCGAAUUUCGUUUUACGAAUCGAACCACAAAUAUUCCAUCACCGCAAGAGCUUUAAUAUACAUCUUUAACAUAUCAAUACGGGAAGCAAUAUAUUAGGCAUUUUGUUGGAAAAAGUCUGAAACAUGGAACUGUAUUGGGAAAGGGUAGAGUGUACGAAUGCGUGUACAUAUUUUGUUUUAAGUUUGUGUAUAGUUUUCGUUCAUGAGAGAUUUCAAAAUGGUCCGGAAUUGAAAAUGUUUCGUUGGUGCAUUUUUUCAAGAGUGCUAUUUUCUGAUAUUCUACCUGCUUUUCUUAACCGGCAAAGAACUGUGCUUUGUUAUAAAGACUUCGAUAUACCCUAAAAGUAUUCUUAUUUCAAAUCAAGCAGUGUAUAGAUAAAGCUGAUACAAAUCUGAAAACUUACCAUUGGAUUGAUACGCUUAGAAAAAUUGUUAUCUGUUUGUAUUAAUUAUUCCAUAUUAAGAAAGUUUCAUGAAUACUGAUGUAAAUGUCUUUAGUGAAACAAAUUCGAGAAACACUAUUUAAGCUA
Armigeres subalbatus is the source of this 4550-nucleotide messenger RNA. It is a transcript of the gene Eps-15, whose product is annotated as epidermal growth factor receptor substrate 15-like 1. The transcript has 12 exons. The coding region runs from base 228 to 3698 and encodes 1156 amino acids. The record is from RefSeq and is a predicted model, not a curated record. Gene Ontology annotation, molecular function: molecular adaptor activity; cadherin binding; calcium ion binding. NCBI's taxonomy places the organism in Eukaryota, Metazoa, Arthropoda, Insecta, Diptera, Culicidae. Gene Ontology annotation, biological process: clathrin-dependent synaptic vesicle endocytosis; endosomal transport. Gene Ontology annotation, cellular component: cytoplasm; plasma membrane; intracellular vesicle.